UCUAUAUAAACCAAACUCCCACUUCAUAGAUUAACCCAAAAAAGGAAAUAAACAUCUCUCUACGCUAAGAACUUACUCAAAAUACUUCUUAUUUUCUCUUAUUUUCUUUUUUUUUCAAUGGAAACAAAGGUGGAUUGUUUUUGGGUUUUGGCUCUUGCUUCCAAAUGCAAAACUUUCUCAUCUUCCCAAAACACCUUUUAUUUUUUUAUCUUUCUUUGCAUGGCUUGGCUAGCCAUGGCUUUUUGCUACUGGUCUUACUCUGGAGGCCCCGCCUGGGGUAAAUACUGGCUCAAAAGAGGAAUCAAAGCUAGGACAAUACCCGGACCUCGAGGCUUCCCGAUACUUGGAAGCAUCACCCUCUUGAUCAACCUGGCUCACCACAAGCUGUAUGCAGCAGCUGAAUAUUUCAGAGCAAAACGGCUCAUGGCUUUUAGCGUCGGUGACACUCGUGUUAUUAUUACGUGCAAUCCUGACGUGGCUAAAGAGAUCCUAAACAGCUCUGCUUUUGCUGACCGUCCAAUUAAAGAGACUGCAUAUAGUUUAAUGUUCAACCGAGCAAUAGGUUUUGCUCCUUACGGAGUUUACUGGCGAACGUUAAGAAGGAUCGCUGCGACUCAUCUGUUUUGUCCCAAACAGAUUAGUUCUGCUGAGUCACAGAGGUUUGAUAUCGCCUCCCAAAUGGUGUCGGUCAUUGCAUGCUGUGGCGGAAAGUUUCGCGUACGUGAUAUACUGAAGUGGGCUUCACUUAAUAACAUGAUGUGUUCAGUGUUUGGUCGUAAAUAUCAUCUACGUUGUUCGAAUAAUAGUGAAGCUGAUGAACUAAGCCGGCUAGUUGAAGAAGGUUACGAGCUGUUAGGCAAGCUCAAUUGGUCUGAUCACCUUCCAUGGCUUGCAGCUUUUGACCUCCAAAAAAUCCGGUACAGAUGCUCGAAACUUGUCCCGAAAGUGAACCGGUUUGUGAGCCGGAUUGUUCAAGAACACAAGAACCAAACCGACCAAAAGAGCAAUGAUUUUGUGGAUGUUUUGCUCUCUCUUCAUGGACCCGAUAGAUUGUCAGACGAUGAUAUGGUUGCGGUUCUUUGGGUAAGCUACAAACAAACUUGCCAUGACAACAUUUUAUAA
Molecule: messenger RNA, 1122 nt
Organism: Pistacia vera
Lineage: Eukaryota; Viridiplantae; Streptophyta; Magnoliopsida; Sapindales; Anacardiaceae
Product: cytochrome P450 78A9-like
Exons: 1
Coding region: 118-1122 (334 amino acids)
Molecular function (GO): iron ion binding; heme binding; oxidoreductase activity, acting on paired donors, with incorporation or reduction of molecular oxygen
Source: RefSeq, a predicted model, not a curated record